GGGCGAUGMUGCCCUGACGGCGGAGGCGGGAGCAGGGGGCGGCGGCCUCGCCGAGCUCUUGGCCGCUGGCGGGGCGCGGGCGGUGCUGCCAUGGCGCUCUCCUCUGCGCCCCUCAAGGUCUGCAUCGUGGGCUCGGGCAACUGGGGUUCUGCGGUUGCCAGAAUAAUAGGUAAUAAUGUAAAAAACUUGCAGAAGUUUGCUUCCACAGUGAAGAUGUGGGUCUUCGAGGAGAAUAUUAAUGGGAGAAAACUGACAGAUAUCAUAAAUAAAGACCAUGAAAAUGUAAAGUAUCUCCCUGGAUACAAGCUGCCAGAAAAUGUGGUUGCUGUCCCAAACCUUAAGGAAGCAGUACAGGAUGCAGACCURCUGGUUUUUGUCAUUCCUCAUCAGUUCAUUCAUAAAGUCUGCGAUGAACUCACAGGACGAGUGCCCAAGAAAGCUCUCGGCAUAACUCUCAUAAAGGGAAUAGAUGAAGGCCCGGAGGGACUCAAACUGAUCUCUGACAUUAUUCGAGAGAAGAUGGGAAUAGACAUCAGUGUGCUGAUGGGAGCUAACAUUGCCAAUGAGGUGGCAGCAGAGAAAUUCUGUGAAAGCACAAUAGGCUCUAAAAUCUUGGAAAAUGGCCUUCUCUUCAAAGAACUCCUGCAGACUCCAAACUUCCGAAUAACUGUAGUAGAUGAUGCAGAUACCGUUGAGCUGUGUGGUGCUCUUAAGGUGAGAUUAACAGGCUGCAGAUG
Malurus melanocephalus (red-backed fairy wren) is the source of this 737-nucleotide messenger RNA. RefSeq names its product glycerol-3-phosphate dehydrogenase 1-like protein. Gene Ontology annotation, molecular function: NAD binding; glycerol-3-phosphate dehydrogenase [NAD(P)+] activity. Gene Ontology annotation, biological process: glycerol-3-phosphate catabolic process. The transcript is spliced from 5 exons. Gene Ontology annotation, cellular component: glycerol-3-phosphate dehydrogenase (FAD) complex; cytosol. Lineage: Eukaryota; Metazoa; Chordata; Aves; Passeriformes; Maluridae. The annotation marks the transcript as partial. The record is from RefSeq and is a predicted model, not a curated record.